This is a messenger RNA of Neltuma alba, 3231 nucleotides long. RefSeq names its product myosin-11-like. The coding region runs from base 298 to 3219 and encodes 973 amino acids. The transcript has 21 exons. NCBI's taxonomy places the organism in Eukaryota, Viridiplantae, Streptophyta, Magnoliopsida, Fabales, Fabaceae. The record is from RefSeq and is a predicted model, not a curated record.
GACCAGAAAAAAUAGAAGGCCUCACCCACUCUAAACUUUCCACUGACUGAAGAGUUAAAAGCUUUUAAGCAGGCAAGACGAAAGAGUGGUAGAAACGGCAAAACUGCAGUUAAAGAGUUGUCAUACCCAAAUCGAGUUCUAUGGAGUCUUUGCCCUCAUUUCACACAAGCACGUUGGCUUUUACCUUUGCAUCAUUUUCGGAUGAGUAGAUUAAGUCAAGGAGGAAGUUGCAAGAAGUGAAAAAGCUAAUCGAAUUACCAAAGCUGGAAUUUCAGGAGACAAGAUAAGUUCCAUUGGAUGAGACAAGUUAAAGAGAUGGCUGUAGAAUUCGUCAAUGCCCUUAAUGCUGCUGCAGCUGCUGAGUUGGUGCUGUUGAUAACUUUACAGAGUGAAUGUGCUAAACUGAGGAGGCUGCUGGAGGAACAGAGAAAGCUUAUGCAAAGGCUUAAAGAAGAAAAAGAAGAAGAAGCACAAAUGGCCAGGAGAAAAAUUGAAAGGAUGAGUCAACGAUUAGCCGAGGCUCAAAAAGAUGUUGAGUACGCUUCGGCUAGAGCUGAUGUUGCUGAGAAUGAAUGGGUUAAGUUGAAGAGAGAAUUGCAAGAAGCUCUACAGUUUGUGGAAUUGCUAAAGCCAGAAAGUAAGGAGAUGACACAAAGUGUACUGAGACAGGUUGAUGACAAAGAACUAGAGUUAGCGAAUGCCAUUAAUGCUGCUUCAAUUGCGGAGAGUGAAUGUGAUAAACUGAGGAGAAUGCUGGAAGAAGGGCGAAAACUUGUCCAAGGGCUUAAACUUGAGAAAGAUGAUGAGGCUCAACUGGCCAAGAGACAAAUUGAAGAGCUAGGUCAAGAAUUAGGUGAUGCUCGAAAAUACGCUGAGUACAUGACUCCUAGGGCUGAUGUUGCUGAGCAUGAAUGUGCUAAGCUGAAGAGAAUGCUGGAAGAAGAGCAAAAAUUUGUACAAAGGCUUAGAAUUGAGAAAGAUGAUGAGGCGCAGCUAGCCAAGAGGCAAAUUGAAGAGAUUGAUAAAAAAUUAGCCCUUGCUCAAAAAGAUGCUGAGCUAGCUCGAAAAGAUGCUGAUGCUGCUGAGAACGAAUGGACUAAGGUGAAGAGAGAUUUGAAGAACAUGGAAGAGCAUGUCAAAUUGAUGGAGUUGCAAUGUCAAGAGACAAGAGAAAGGGCUAGCAGGCCAGAUGAAGAGAAGGCGCUGGAGUUAGCCAAUGCCCUUAAUGCUUCUGUGAUAGCUGAGAGUGAAUGUGCUAAACUUAAAAGAAUGCUGAUAGAGGAAGGAAAAACUGUCCAAAGGCUUAUAAUUGAGAAAGAUGAUGAGGUAGAACUAGCCAAGAGACAAAUUGAAAAGAUGGGUCAAGAACUAGCCUAUGCUCGAAAAGAAGCUCAAUAUGCUCGAAAUGAUGCUGACAUUGCCGAGAAUGAAUGGGGCAAGGUGAAGAGAGAGUUGAAGGAAAAGAAAGAGCUUGUUGAACUGCUAACGUUGGAAAUUCAGGAGACAAGACAAAUAUUAGAGGAUGCUCGAAAAGAAGCUGAAUAUGCUCGAAAUGAUGCUGACAUUGCUGAGAAUGAAUGGGGCAAGAUGAAGAGAGAGUUGAAGGAAAAGGAGGAACUUGUCGAACUGCAAGAGUUGGAAAUUCAGGAGAUAAGACAAUUAUUAAAGGAUGCUCGAAAAGAAGCUGAAUAUGCUCGAAAUGAUGCUGACAUUUCUGAGAAUGAAUGGGGCAAGGUGAAGAGAGAGUUGAAGGAAAAGGAGGAACUUGUCGAACUGCAAGCGUUGGAAAUUCAGGAGACAAGAGAAUUAUUAAAGGAUGCUCGAAAAGAAGCUGAAUAUGCUCGAAAUGAUGCUGACAUUUCUGAGAAUGAAUGGGGCAAGGUGAAGAGAGAGUUGAAGGAAAAGGAGGAACUUGUCGAACUGCAAGCGUUGGAAAUUCAGGAGACAAGAGAAUUAUUAAAGGAUGCUCGAAAAGAAGCUGAAUAUGCUCGAAAUGAUGCUGACAUUUCUGAGAAUGAAUGGGGCAAGGUGAAGAGAGAGUUGAAGGAAAAGGAGGAACUUGUCGAACUGCAAGCGUUGGAAAUUCAGGAGACAAGAGAAUUAUUAAAGGAUGCUCGAAAAGAAGCUGAAUAUGCUCGAAAUGAUGCUGACAUUUCUGAGAAUGAAUGGGGCAAGGUGAAGAGAGAGUUGAAGGAAAAGGAAGAACUUGUCGAACUGCAAGAGUUGGAAAUUCAGGAGAUAAGACAAUUAUUAAAGGAUGCUCGAAAAGAAGCUGAAUAUGCGCAAAAUGACGCUGACGUUGCUGAGAAUGAAUGGGGCAAGGUGAAGAGAGAGUUGAAGGAAAAGGAAGAGCUUGUCGAGCUGCUAAAGUUGGAAAUUCAGGAGAUAAGUCAAAUGUUAGAGGAUGCUCGAAAAGAAGCUGAAUAUUCUCGUAAUGAUGCUGACAUUGCUGAGAAUGAAUGGGGCAAGGUGAAGAGAGAGUUGGAGGUAAAGGAAGAUCUUGUUGAGCUGCUAAAGUUUGAAAUUCGGGAGAUAAGACAAAUAUUAGAGGAUGCUCGAAAAGAAGCUGAAUAUGCCCGAAAUGAUGCUGACAAUGCUGAGAAUGAAUGGGGCAAGGUGAAGAGAGAGUUGGAGGUAAAGGAAGAUCUUGUUGAGCUGCUAAAGUUUGAAAUUCGGGAGAUAAGACAAAUAUUAGAGGAUGCUCGAAAAGAAGCUGAAUAUGCCCGAAAUGAUGCUGACAAUGCUGAGAAUGAAUGGGGCAAGGUGAAGAGAGAGUUGAAGGAAAAGGAAGAGCUUAUCGAACUGCUAAAGUUGGAAAUUCAGGAGGGAAGACAAAUAUUAGAGAAUGCUCGAAGAGAAGCCGAGCAUGCUCAAAAUGAUGUUGACAUUGCUCAGAACGAAUGGAUUAAAGCCAAGAAAGAUUUGCAAGAAAAGCUUGAGCUGAUACGGUUGCUAAAGCUGGACUGUCAGGAGACUAGAGAAAGUGCGAAGAGACAGGUUGAAGAAAAAGAACUAGAGUUAGCUGAUGCCCUUAAUGCUGCCACUGCUGCACCAUCGAGUUCUGCUGCUGCCCAGGAGUGUGUAAUUUGUCUGACCAAUGAAAAGGACAUGGCCUUUGGAUGUGGACACAUGACUUGUGAAGAAUGUGGGACAAUGCUGGACACGUGUCCUAUAUGUCGGGUGGAGAUAACCGGUCGCAUCAAACUGUAUCCUGGAUGACAGGGUAUGUUU